CUUGUAAGGUCAUUUUAUCUAUGACCUUUUUUUUUUUCUUACUUUGAAUGAGCUUGCUCAUGCUGGUGAACGGAGGGAUUGGUCUCCCAGAUUUUAAUUAGUCAAGGUACGAGUAAGCUGGAUCUUGCACGCUUCGUUACCCAAAACCAGAACUUCUACUUAUACUUGUGGUCUGUGACUGGUUGAAAUAUCAGUCCCUCACUACUGACCUUGUCUCAGUAUUAGCCAAGCCCCUCAAACCUUGAAAGAACAUCUGAAAGGGCAAAAUGGAAUACCUCCGCCACCUCAACUACUACCACCACCACCUCUGCCUUCUCCUCCUCCUACUCCUACUAGCCAAUUUCCCGUCAACUAUGGCCAAUUGGAAGAACAACGUCGCUGUCAAUCCGGAUGAUUCAAACAACGACAUAGAGGUUACAUAUGGGUUCAGUCCUCCUGCUCCGGCAGACGCUCGUGAUGAAGACCAAACUAACAAGGGAGAGUGGUUCCAGUGCCGAUGUCCUCCCUCAGCAUUUGAAUGCCCAAUAACGUUAGAACCAGAAGCCUAUAAGCAACUCAAGAACAAUCUAGGUCCGGUUAUUCGCCAACGCUUGACGGAAUUGCUGAAGAAAGCACUUACCGUUGAAUCUGCAAUCGAGGCAGCUCAGACCAUCGAUCUUCUAAAGCUCCUCAACGAAUCAAAUACCGAGCUGAACGCUGUUCGAGAAAAUAUGCAGAACGGAGCUCAGCAGCUGAGAGAUGCCUUCCUCAAACUCCCAGAGAUCAUGUAACGAAUUGGGGAAAAACCUCAUGUUAUUAUCUAGUAAAGAGAGAGGGUUCUAUGUCAUAGUUUGCCAUGUAAUAAUUGAGUUAACCGAUAAAUGGUCAGUUGUAACUGACGCAUAA
Rhododendron vialii is the source of this 885-nucleotide messenger RNA. RefSeq lists its product as uncharacterized. NCBI's taxonomy places the organism in Eukaryota, Viridiplantae, Streptophyta, Magnoliopsida, Ericales, Ericaceae. The transcript has 3 exons. The coding region runs from base 267 to 770 and encodes 167 amino acids. The record is from RefSeq and is a predicted model, not a curated record.